AGAGCCUCUCGGCCUACAGGUUUAAUGGCGAUGAGAAGUGCUACGUCCUGUACGAAAGCCUUGAGGAGGCCGAGGACACUGCAGAGCUGUUGGAGGAUCUGGAACAGAUGGAAGAAGGAGAGGUUGAUGCCGCCGAACGCCGUUCAGAGAUAUUCCUGUCUGUGGACGAAGAGCGAGGCCAUGUGGAGCGGUCUGUGCUAAGUGAGAGCAUGGCGGAGUUCUGCGAGGGACUGAGGACUCACUGGGCCGUCAAGUCUUCCACUGAGACUACCCCCACCCCAGGGGCAACUGUGGAGGAGGAAGAAGCUGAAGCUAAUGCAGAGAUGGAGGAGGAAGUUCUGUCUGGAACCAACGGAACGAUUGCUGUGCAGCAGCGUAAGAAACGCGUGGUUGGGACCAGAGUCUGCUACUGGGCCACCAGAAACAUCUGCAGCCGUACUUGCGGCAGGGUGUGCGGGAAGCGUCGUCGCCGGGCUCUGACGGAUGGCGAGCCGGACCAGGAGGUGAAGAAGCGCGCCAAGCGUGGGUGGAUCCGCCGUGUGGUGAGGAGGGUGGUGUCCGCCGUCUGCAGGGCUGUGUGCACUUGGGGGUGCCGUGCCCUUCGGGUUAAGGUCUGCACCUGGGUCGGCUAGGGUGGCCAUGCAUUGUCAACAAAUACACUGGCAACAGGAAAACUUAGUUUUUCCUUAACUGAUCAUGAAGAUUUGAGUCUUAGAUAUGUGGUGUCAACUUCAUUCGACUUUUGCUUUAGUCUUUGUUUUUGGAUACGGAUGUUGUUGUUAUCUAUUCAAAGUUGUCGACAACAGAUUGUGACGUUAUUAAUAUCCUGUAGAGCAAGCGAACAAAUGAGUAAGGUGAAGUUCAAUUCGUUCUGCAACAAUGUGAAGCUACAGGCUUUUAGAUAAACUUUCUUAGAACAAUCAUCUUUUGUUUUGAGGUGGUUCCUAUACAUGUCCUACAAACGUGUAGUCUCUGUGUGGCCUUUGAGAUAUCUGAAGUUGCAGAAGUUAGGAAGAUAAUGCAAG
Molecule: messenger RNA, 1025 nt
Organism: Branchiostoma floridae (Florida lancelet)
Lineage: Eukaryota; Metazoa; Chordata; Leptocardii; Amphioxiformes; Branchiostomatidae
Exons: 3
Coding region: 108-632 (174 amino acids)
Biological process (GO): respiratory gaseous exchange by respiratory system
Cellular component (GO): extracellular region
Source: RefSeq, a predicted model, not a curated record